Molecule: messenger RNA, 3038 nt
Organism: Nilaparvata lugens (brown planthopper)
Lineage: Eukaryota; Metazoa; Arthropoda; Insecta; Hemiptera; Delphacidae
Gene: tsl
Product: torso-like protein
Exons: 5
Coding region: 44-991 (315 amino acids)
Source: RefSeq, a predicted model, not a curated record
AGCUGUGAACGUGUUUUCGAGAUUCGGUUAUCUGAGCAUCAGCAUGCGAGUUGUUCCCAGGAACGACACCGAUCAUUCAUGGAUUUUCCGGGAGCCUAUUGUUGAUGUGUUCAAGCAGGUGGUGAUAAGGCAAAGCUUGACGAAAAGUGGCGCUGUCCCUGGGUCAGGAAGCGGUUCUCAACCAGUGUUCCAGGGCGACUUCCACAUGGAGUUCUGCGACAACACGCGUCAGCUACUGCAGGCCUACUUCCGAGACUUCACCAUCGAGAAGAUGGAGCACCCCUGGCAAGCCUUCACCAGUAGCUGGUCACCAGCUAUCAUUGCCAGGAAUCUUGGUAUAGACGCAACGCACGUGAGUAGCGACAGCGGUGACACACGCUACUGCUUCGUGCUGGUGCGAGUCGCGCGACACCGCGAGUCGGCCAGUGUGGCCAGCGACCAGUCGCGCGACCAAUCGCAGUCGCAGCUGCAGGAUGCGGUCGCUCAGCAGAUGGCGCGCGUCACAGUCGGCGACGCAGCGUCAGUUGGCGAGUUUGUACGAAGUUUCGGGUCGCACUAUGUCGCCUCUUACACUACUGGCAAUUCACUAUAUCAGGUGUUCGUCUACACACCGAUCAUCUACAAACGCAUCAAGGACCGUCUCAAAAGUCGCGGUAUCACCUCCCUCAGCACAGGCGAGCUCAACUCCUACUUCUCACCGUGGUACGCCGAGCACACCGGCAAAGUGCUAUCAGCCAGCGGCAACGCCACCAUGGAGAAAUGGGCGCUGCACAACCUCAGGGUCAGCUUCUACUUUUUCAACUACCCCAGUCUGCUCAAGAUACACGGCGACACUGCCUUGCUCAAACAGCUCAACAAUCUACUGCAGAAUGAGGCAUUGUUGCAACUGGAGUUGAAGACUCUGGCUCCCGCAUUCAGUGAUGCCGAGAAACGGAAAUGGUUCGAAGAGGUUGUCGAGAAUAAUAUGAUUUUGUGGGAUGUGAACAUGUGAUACACGACGCCGAGAAACGGAAAUGGUUUGAAUAGGUGGUAGGCCUAGAGAAUAAUAUGAUUCUGUGGGAUGUGAACAUGUGAUACAACCAUCAGGAUAUUCUUGUAAAUUUGAGCAUGUGAUUCUUCAGAUUAUCCUUCAGAAAUUCAUUGAAACAAGUCUACAAUCUACUGCAGAAAGAGGCACUUUUGCAACUGGAAUUGAAGACACUGCCUCCCGCUUUUAUUGACGCCGAGAAACGGAAAUGGUUUCAAGAGGUUGUCGAGAAUAAUAUGAUUUUGUGGGAUGUGAACUUGUGAUACAUCAGAUUCAAUCCUGAAACCUGUAAAAUGUUUAUAACUAUUAAAACGUAUUAUCCAUCAGUAUUCCGUUGUGGAAAACUUUGUAGAAAAACUUCAAGAAAAAUGCAUAAUAUGGCUGUAGAAAAAAUUAUCUAAAACUUUUCUAAAUUUAAAUAAAUAUUAUGAAGCAGACCUUUAUAUGAGGUAACACUGUAAUUCACUGGAAGAAACAAACUUAUUUUUCAAAAGCAGUAGGCACAAAGAAAUACCAUGAUAUCUCUUUUCUGUAAAGGGCUACUUUUAAUAAAAAUAGAAAGAAAAAUUAAAAACUCAGUACUCUUUUUUAAUAAUUUAAAAAUACCAUGAUAAUUUAUUGUAAUGUAUGCUUUGUUAAGAUUGCUAAAGUGCCUUGUCCUUAUUAUUUAUUUUAGGUGAUAGUCGUAAAUCCAUAUUUUAAACCUAAAAAUUAUUGAUAAUGAUGACGCGGAUUUAUGUAAGCCUGUAUUUUUAUAUUUCUAUUUAUAUGUAAUAUUCAUUGUUAUUCUCAACUGUUUUAUGGUUGACAAUGAAUAAUAUCAUUAAUGAAUGCUAUUAUACUUAGGGUCGAUGAAAUAGUAUGUGGCAAUCAAGUCUUCCUUUCUUCCCAAGACUUCUCCACUUCCUGUCUGAAUGAAUUUUUCGUACAUCUUAUUUGAAUUAGUGAAUAUGAUAGCUUUCAUUUUGUCGUGAGCUCCAGUUUUUGUUUUGCUGUUGGUAACUUAUAAUCGCCCCCUAUAUGCAGCUUUUGCUGAAAGUCUUUCAUUCUCAACUGGGAAAUUGGGCAGAUUUUCCUUGGCUAAUACAAUGCCCCAUUCAAAUUGCUCUUCUGGUGAAAAGGUAGCCAGAUUUGAGAGAGUCAUGCAAGUAGAAAGUGUGGAUGAUGUAGUGUACAUCAUUUUUAAGAUGUACUUAUUGAAUCAAUAAAGAAUAAAUUGUCCUCUUACACCUCUUGGGGCCAUCGGUGAAGAGAUGUGUGAUCACAGUCGAGUAAAAAUAUAUCAGUCUUGAUCAAAGUGGCACCUAGGAUUCGUCACCUCUUCAUAUUCGCCUUUCUUCUCAUUUUUAACAUUUGAAAAGGCUAAUUCCUUCCUUUUGGCAUUCCCAGCUCCCUAGUUUUUUCUCACUCUUCCACAGGUUCCUGCCAGCCAACAUGGGUUGGUUAUGAUUCACAGUCCCAACUUACGCUUGCUUUUUGUGUCUCAUCUUCAGAUUCAGUCGAUUUUUGCGAUGAUGCAAUGAAUAAAAAUCGAAAAUAAUUAAUGAAUGAUACGGAGUCUCAAAUAUCCAGUAAUAUUUAUGUUUUAGAUAAUUAUCUAGAACUUAUUUGAGUCUUUUUCUCCUUUUUCUACUUCUUCACUUCAUAAGGAUUAAGUCCAUUGAUUAUUAACCUGUUCCGGUGCCCAUCAUUUCUUCGGCCUUCCUAAAUCUUUUUCCAGUUGAUGCAUAAUAUUCAGCUACAAAAUGAAUUCUUCCUGAAGGCAUCCUAUUCAAAUGACUAGGUACUCUAGUUUCUUCUAUGCUUUAUAUUUUUGAAUUAUCGAUUUUAGAGUCUACCGGUAUGAUAAAACCUCAAAUCAACCCUUAGUUGUUAAGUAGAUUAUUUGAAAUUGAUGGCAUUAAACAAAUAUUACCAUAAUUAAUAGUUAGAAUACUUCUGUAUAAAGUUUAAAUUAUUAAGUUUUAGCCGGUCUAAGUUCGAAUACAGUAGUUCCAAUAACUGGCUGUAA